AUGCUGUCAAGUUCAACUAGCAUAACUACCGAUAUAACAAAUGAGGUCAUUAAUGCAUCUAUACCGGUUUCUCAUUCAUCAUCAACCAAAAUAUAUUAUCCAAAUUCUUUGACUUAUGAAGGACAAGGUCGUAUAAAUCAAUUGGGUGGCGUAUUUAUUAACGGACGUCCAUUGCCUAAUCAUCUUCGUAUGACAAUUAUUGAUAUGGCUAAUCAAGGUAUUCGACCUUGUGUUAUAAGUCGACAGUUACGUGUAUCACAUGGAUGUGUAUCAAAAAUUUUAUCACGUUUUGCUGAAACAGGUUCAAUUGAACCUGGUUCAAUUAUUAAUAAUUCAAAAUCGAACAAUCUUUCAGCUGAUAUUGAACAAAAAAUUAAUGAAUAUAAAAAUAUAUAUUCAAAUAGUCCAAAAUUUGUUUCAGAAAUACGUGAACGAUUAAUUCGUGAUGGUAUUUGUAAACCAACAUCAUUACCAAGUUUAAAUACAUUAACAAGAUUAUUAUAUAAUGAUGAUUAUGAUUAUGAUAAGAAUCAUGAUGAAGAAUUAAAUAAUGAAAAAAAAUCAACAGAUAAAAUAAUAAAAAAUCGUCGAUAUCGAACUACAUUUAAUCAAGAUCAAAUUGAUGAAUUAGAACAAAUUUUUCAAGAAACACAUUAUCCUGAUGUUCAAAUAAGAGAAAAAUUAUCAAAACAUACAGGAUUAACUGAAGCACGUAUUCAGGUAUGGUUUUCAAAUCGUCGCGCUCGUUGGCGAAAAAUAGCUGCUGCACAUCAACAACAAUUACCAGCUAGUACUAAUUCAUUAGUAUUUCCUAAUAGACCUAUUGCAACAAGUAGUGUACCGAUUCCAGAACCAUCAAUAUCAUCUUCUUACUUUCAUUUUAAUCCAUAUUGUUUAUCUACUAUUGAAAAAUCAUCAUCAACUAUGGAUUCAAGAUUUCAUCCAUCAAAUGAAUGUACGAGUAGUACGAAUAUAAAUAAUUCUACUAAUUUAUUUGUUAAUCAACAAUCAUCGUUUUAUACCCGGUAUAAUAAUAAUGAUUACGAACAAAUCUAUCGAUCAACAGCAACAUUUCCAUAUACAUCUUCGAAUGUAUCUGGAUCAAUUUUUUCAUCAUCAACUUCAACUUCACCACCAUCGUUUUAUACACCGAAUAUAUUUGACGUUCAUAAUGUUUAUCUAUAA
Molecule: messenger RNA, 1185 nt
Organism: Rotaria sordida
Lineage: Eukaryota; Metazoa; Rotifera; Eurotatoria; Philodinida; Philodinidae
Source: the annotation of a GenBank genome assembly